CGGGCUCUCGCCGCGGCUGUCGGUGGCUCGGCGGAGCCCUCCAACCCCAUCCCGCUCUGCUUCCAUCCCUUCCCGUCCCGUUCAGUUCCAUUGCCUGCCGGGGGCCAUGUCGCUGUUCCAGUCCGCCCUGGACUUCCUGGCGGGCCCCGGCUCCUUGGGAGCCGCCAGCCGUGACCAGAACGAUUUUGUGGGGCAGACGGUGGAGAUGGGCGACAUGAAGCUGCGCAUCAAGCGGGUCAUCGCCGAGGGGGGUUUUGCUUUUGUCUAUGAAGCUCAAGAUCUUGGAAGUGGCAAAGAUUAUGCUUUGAAGCGAUUGUUGUCUAAUGAAGAGGAAAAGAACAAAGCCAUCAUCCAGGAAGUUUGUUUUAUGAAAAAACUUUCAGGUCAUCCCAACAUUGUCCAGUUUUGCUCUGCAGCAUCUAUAGGAAAAGAAGAAUCAGACACGGGGCAGGGAGAGUUUCUUCUGCUUACGGAGCUGUGUAAAGGACAGCUUGUGGAAUUCUUAAAGAAAGUAGAAUCCAAAGGACCUAUCUCUUGUGACACAGUUUUGAAAAUCUUUUAUCAGACAUGCAGAGCAGUGCAGCAUAUGCAUAAGCAGAAGCCUCCUAUUAUUCAUAGAGACUUAAAGGUGGAAAAUUUGCUUAUUAGUAAUCAGGGGACAAUUAAACUUUGUGACUUCGGUAGUGCUACAACUAUAGCUUACUAUCCUGACUACAACUGGUCUGCACAGAAGAGAGCAGUGGUUGAAGAAGAGAUCACAAGGAAUACAACACCAAUGUACAGGACACCAGAAAUGAUAGACUUGUAUUCAAAUUUCCCAAUUGGUGAAAAGCAGGACAUUUGGGCUCUGGGCUGUAUCCUGUACUUGCUGUGCUUUAGGCAACACCCAUUUGAAGAUGGAGCUAAACUUCGCAUAGUCAAUGGAAAAUAUGUUAUCCCACAAAAUGACACUCGCUACUCUGUGUUUCAUGAUCUCAUUCGCUCCACUUUGAAAGUGAACCCAGAGGAGAGACUGUCAAUCACUGAACUUGUGAACCAACUGCAGGAGAUUGCAGCAGCAAGGAAUGUCAAUCCUAAAUCCCCUAUCACAGAGCUCCUGGAGCAAAAUGGAGGCUAUGGAAACAAUGCUCAGCCUCGGACAUCUGUGACAUCUGUUUCACAGAGCUCCAAGCCUGCAGGGCAGCUCAACAAUUUGUACAAUGCAGGCCUGACCGUUGCGGAAUGCGACCAGACUUAUGGAGGGUUCUUUGAUAUUCUGAGGGGUGGAACAGAGCGAUUUUUCACUAAUAUUAAGGAUACAUCUUCUAAAGUUAUCCAGUCUGUGGCCAAUUAUGCAAAAGGAGACUUGGAUAUAUCAUACAUCACUUCCAGAAUUGCUGUGAUGUCCUUUCCAGCUGAAGGUGUGGAAUCUGCCAUCAAAAAUAACAUAGAAGAUGUGCGGUUGUGUCUGGACUCUAAACAUCCUGGCCAUUAUGCUGUGUACAAUCUCUCUCCAAGAACAUAUAGACCUUCAAGAUUCCAUAACAGGGUUUCUGAAUGUGGCUGGCCAGCAAGACGAGCACCAAAUCUUCAGAAUCUCUAUAGCAUAUGCAAGAACAUGCAUUUAUGGCUGAAACAAGACCAGAAAAAUGUUUGCAUUGUGCAUUGCCUUGAUGGAAGAGCAGCAUCUGCUGUUGUAGUCUGUUCUUUUCUGUGUUUUUGUCGUCUCUUCACUACUGCUGAAGCUGCUGUUUAUAUGUUCAGUAUGAAACGCUGUCCACCUGGCAUUUGGCCUUCUCAUAAAAGAUACAUUGAGUACAUGUGUGAUAUGAUGGCUGAAGAACCCAUUAUCCCUCACAGCAAGCCCAUCCUGGUCAGAUCGAUUGUCAUGACUCCCGUUCCGCUUUUCAGUAAGCAGCGUAAUGGCUGCAGGCCUUUUUGUGAGAUUUAUGUGGGAGAUGAGAGAGUAACCACUACCUCCCAGGAAUAUGACAAAAUGAAGGAGUUUAAAAUUGAAGAUGGGAAAGCAGUAAUCCCAUUGGGUAUAACAGUCCAAGGGGAUGUUCUCAUUGUGAUCUAUCAUGCCAGGUCGACUCUAGGAGGACGACUACAAGCCAAGAUGGCUUCAAUGAAGAUGUUUCAGAUUCAGUUCCAUACAGGCUUUGUGCCCCGAAAUGCUACUACAGUGAAAUUUGCCAAAUAUGAUCUGGAUGCCUGUGACAUACAAGAGAAAUACCCUGAUUUAUUUCAAGUCAAUCUGGAAGUAGAGGUGGAGCCCAGAGAUAGGCCCAGCUGUGAGCAGCCACCUUGGGAUAAUAUGAAUAUAAAAGGCCUGAAUCCCAAGAUCCUCUUCUCCACCCGAGAGGAACAGCAAGAGAUUUUAUCAAAAUUUGGAAAACCAGAGUUGCCUAGACAGCCGGGUUCGACUGCACAAUACGAGGCAGAGGCAUCCCAGUUGGAGCGGUCUUCAGAAAGUGCACCUACUGAUACAGAAUCCCCACACAGUGGCAGUACUGAUGCAAACAACUUCUUUCAGUCUCUGGACUGGAAAGAAGGAAAAACUCCAGAAAGUGGAAUAGAGGAUGGUUCAUCUAAAAAUGAUUGUGUUCAGGUGUCUGAUGACAGGGAAGAGAGUGAUCCUUCAGAUGAGGAGUUCCAGACAUUUCCAGAUGAAGGAAGUGCAGUAAUUGUUGAUGAGAAAGACUCUACUCCAGAAGGAGAGUUGCUUUUUGAAGCCAGUUUUGAAGCUCCAUCUGCACCAUUACAAAAAUCUCUCCCUGAAGAGAAUGUGGACUUGCUGGGACUAGACUCUGAUAUUUCAGUAGAACAGAAACAACCUAUCUCAGAAAUAAACUCUUCAUCAAGUAAUGCUGACUUGUUGAACAAUCUGUUUGUGAGUAGUGUGUCACAGGUUUCAAACGAGUCCACUGGAGAUCUUCUUGGACAAGGAACAGAUUUCUUUUUCAGCAGUCAGCAUCCAGCUGCUACUCAGGGUUCAUCUUCAGCAGCAGCUGUGUCUUCAGCCGAUCCAUUUGACCCAUUCACAAUGUCAUCAAGCUCAGAGAAUCAAGCCCUGUCUGGUCCAGACCUCUUUGGGGACUUCCUUAAUCCAACCUCAACAUCUACAGUUAAUACAGUUCCUUCCACACAAAGUUCACUUCCACCUUCUUCCAGCUCAGAUUUCUUAAAUUUAGGCAAUUUGACACCAGAGCCACCUAAAAUAUCAUCAUCUACAAGCCACCCAGACCUCUUAAGUGGAUGGGAUUCUUGGGCAGAUUCCUCAACCAGCAAUGUAGCAGCACCACAGCUGAAGCCUGUUUGUGAAGGCCAAGCUUUUACCACUGGAAGCCAGUCCAGUGUGUCUUCAGGUUCGUCUCUUAGCCAGGCAAAAGCUCAGAACUUUGAUCCUUUUGCUGAUCUUGCCAAUCUGGGAUCUGGUCUUCCAGGUUCAUCCACUGGUGGACUCUUGGGUAGUGGAUUUAGUCAGAAGACUGCUCCAUCUCAGAAGCUGGGAAAUCAGUGGCAGAAAUGCUCCAAACCACAAAGUACUUCAUGGCAGUCCCAGACUAAGUCCAGCACUGCAGCUAAGCCCAACUACACUGUAAACUUCAGUGUAAUUGGAGGACGAGAAGAAAGAGGAGUCAGAGCUCCAAGCUUUGGUCAAAAGCCAAAAGUUUCAGAAAAUGACUUUGAGGAUCUGUUAUCUAAUCAAGGAUUUUCAGCGAAAUCUGAUAAAAAGGGACCAAAGACAAUUGCUGAGAUGAGAAAACAAGAGAUGUCUAAAGAUAUGGACCCCUUGAAACUCAAGAUUCUUGAAUGGAUUGAAGGAAAGGAGAGAAAUAUCAGAGCAUUAAUAUCCACUCUACAUACAGUGCUUUGGGAAGGGGAAAACAAGUGGAAGCCAGUCAGCAUGGCAGAUUUAGUAACUCCUGAACAAGUAAAGAAGUACUACAGGAAAGCAGUGCUUGUGGUUCAUCCUGAUAAGGCCACAGGACAACCCUAUGAGCAAUAUGCCAAAAUGAUCUUCAUGGAAUUGAAUGAUGCAUGGUCAGAAUUCGAAAACCAGGGAUCAAAGUCCCUUUUCUGAAGCUUCACCUUUCACAGAACUGCUUCCAGAAACUGGAGCUGAUCAUUGUUAUGACUUUAUUGCACCUGAGAUCUGUGAAGCGCUUUUCCACGAUUUCAGCACAGUUUCUAGUCAUGCACUUAAAUGUGGGGAUGUAUUUUGUAAGAUGUAGAGUUCAAAGCAUUACAUAGAUGCAUUAAGAAAAAAGCUGCUGAAGAAAUCACAGUCUGGGAGUAAAGGUUUCUCUUCAGUUUUGUAUAAGAAAAAUAGAAUUUGAAUGAAACUAAGUAAUAAGUGAUAGGCUAGUAUUAGUUAUAAAUCAUUCCGACUUAAUUGAUCUUUGCUGUUCCUCUACCGUCCCAAAUUUGUCUGUUACUGCAAGUAGUUUUGUGAUUCAACUUUGAUAUUUGGUGCCUGUCGCCUUUUUCAAAGUGCUUUAGUUAGCAGCAGUGAAUUUGCUUGGCUUAUCUCAAACCUAAGGGUGUAUAUUUUCAUCUGUAUUUUAUAUAAUCCAUCUGAUAAUCUUUCUGUAAAUAAUGUUUUCUGGUAAUAUCUGUGUUCUUUACAGUAGACUAACAGUUUGUUUAGCCAAAAAGACACCACAUGUGGGAAAGUCAGGGUUGUUCUUGAUUUUUUUUUUUUUUAAGUUUUCUUUUUUUUUACAUAUCAUGAGUCUAAAAAGAAAUUUUGACUCUGAGGUCUGCAUGUUCCUGCUGUUUUGUUUAUUUAUUGCAGUACUCUGACCUGUGCUUAUUUUCCUAGUUUGUUAAAUGGUGUCUUUUGUUUCUGAAUUCAGUGGAAUGUUCCUUUCAUUGCACUUCAAAUACUCUGAUAGAAACAAUUUUACUCUGAAACUUGAAGUGUAAGCACAAAACUUUUACUGUGCUUUGAUUUGUCUGAGUAUUAAAUCACUCAUUAUCAUCUGGUGAGCAUUUAAAGUGCUUUAACAAACAUUUUGCUGCAUGUUUGAACUUUUUUUGAGAUACGCAUGGAAUCAGUGCAUGUGAAAACAUGGCGUGUCUUGGUAUACUGUUGAAUUUCUGCUCACCUAUUUCCAUGCACUGCUUAGUGCAAGAUGAGUAGAGACACAACUUGGUAACAAAACUUGCCAUGUUUUCUCAUCCCUGUUCAGAAGGCACUUUUUCACUAGUGCUGGUGUGGAUGAUGCAAAUGACCAAUGACUGUUAUACUCUGUGUAAUAACAAAAUUCAAUUUUCAUAUCAAGUUUUAAAAUGUUGCAAAUUAGUGCUGAGCUAUUAAAUCUUCAGCAGCAGUCUCUUGAUACCGGACAGUUGGGCAUUCAAGGGGAUAUUUUGAUCACUUGCCUUUUUAUACAAUUUGCAUGCUUAACUGAGAGGGAAGCUGUAUUAUUGGCAGAGGUAACUGUUCAGCUGAACAACUUCUGAACAGGAAAUACGAGAUUCUAAUCCCACCUGAAAGGUGUGUUGGAUGAGAUUUUCCACUGCUGCACCAGCCUGAGAGCUGGUGUGUUAGAGACUGCAGAACACUUGCAAUGUCUAGUCUCCAGCUCUGAUAUUAUAACACAAUUGCUUAUUAACCUCUGAUCAAAAGUUUUGUUUGUGUAUAUUCAGCUGCUGUGAUUUUUUUUUUUAAGGUGAAGCUAGGAUCAAUUAUGAAUCAAGAAGGUGAUCUAUUAUUCACAGCUGCUGUUGUAUUUCAGCUAUUGCUUUGAAGCAUUCUUAAAUCUCAGUAGAUUUCUUUAUAAAUGUGUGUAACUUGCUGUCUGAUUUAAAGUAAGAGCUAAUCUUUUUUUCUUUGGACACUUCAUUAAUUCUUUGUGUAUGUGACCUGCAACCAUGGAAAUUAAAGGCUUCUGGUAGGAUAGGUUUGUGGGAAACCUUUUUACAGUUCUGGGGCAAAUGCUAUCUAGUAAUAGAUUUAAAAAGACAUAGAUAUAUAUAAUGAAUUUGACUGUAGUGCUAUAUACAGUUGAGAGAUAAAGCAUUUCUAAAGGGGCUGCAUAGAAUAAGGAAGGACUGCUUUAAAAUCCCAUGUUCAUUCAGUGCAUACAGGCAACUUAAUUUUGGGGCACACAUUUUUGAUUGCUCUUUUCUCGAAAUAUGUGUUUAAAUAAUUAAAACAUGGAAAUCAGGAGGAUAGUAUCUUCCUCUGCUUUGUAUAUUUGGUAGUGUUUUCUGGAUGAUGUCUACAUUAAGCUUUUUUAAAUUUCUCUACUCUUGAUUGCAAAAUUUUCUUGAAACAUCAGAGAAGAAACUUAAAUGUGAUUUUAAGUUAGCAGGGAAAACAUGAAUGCAAGUAUUUUACCUGGAACUGAAGAUCUCUUGAAAUUACCUCUCUCUUUUAAAAAUCAUGGAAAUUCAAGAAGUUUGGCUAUGGAUUCUUCCAGGAGCCAUUACAUAAUUACUGAAACUUCAGUCAGGUUGACAGAGCCACUCAGCUUAUUUUAUGGCUUAGUCAGCUCUGGUUCUCAGUGGGGGAACUGGCUGAUUUCUCUGUCCUUCUCCUUUCUACAUAAUUGAAUUUUGCUGCUAAGAAUCUGGGAGAAGCUUGGUUUGGUAAACUGAUAAAUCUUGACAAUGAAACUAUUUUGGGUAGGGUGUUUUGAUUUUGUAACUGUGCCAUUUCUCUGUGUUACAUACAAGAAUGUGCAAACAAUGGGGAUUUCAUUAAGGUUCUGUAAGCAAACUAUAAUUUGGAAAUUAAAAAAAUUUCAAGUGGUGAA
Molecule: messenger RNA, 6749 nt
Organism: Lonchura striata (white-rumped munia)
Lineage: Eukaryota; Metazoa; Chordata; Aves; Passeriformes; Estrildidae
Gene: GAK
Product: cyclin G associated kinase
Biological process (GO): clathrin coat disassembly; protein phosphorylation; clathrin-dependent endocytosis
Cellular component (GO): intracellular membrane-bounded organelle; cytoplasm; vesicle
Molecular function (GO): ATP binding; protein kinase activity; clathrin binding
Source: RefSeq, a predicted model, not a curated record